GAGCCGUCAGCACCAGAGCCACGGGCAGACAUGGCGGGGCAGAUGGCAGUGCUGGGCUCUGCUGUGCUGGCCCUGCUCCUAGCCAGCUACCUGGCCCAGCAGUAUCUGCCCAUGCCCACCCCCAGAGUCAUUGGGAUCGACCUCGGCACCACCUACUGCUCUGUGGGCGUCUUCCUGCCUGGAACCGGGGAUGUGAAGGUCAUUGCAGAUGAGAACGGGCACAGCAGCAUCCCCAGCGUCGUCUCCUUCACACACACAGGGGUGCACGUGGGCUAUGAGGGCCUGGAACUGGCUGAUGCCAAUCCUCAGAACACCAUAUAUGAUGCCAAGAGAUUCAUCGGGAAAAUCUUCACUGCAGAAGAACUGGAAAGYGAAAGCAGCAGGUAUCCCUUUAAGAUUGUCAACAACAAUGGAUUAGCUGAAUUUUCUGUGACAACUAAUGAAACCUUUCACAUCACUCCAGAGGGCAUUGGCUCUAAGCUGCUGCUGAAACUGAAGAAAAUGGCAGAAGCCAACCUUGGCACACCCAUUUCCAAGGCAGUCAUCUCCGUGCCAGCAGAGUUUGAUGAAAGACAGCGGAAUUCUACCAUUAAGGCAGCUAACCUUGCAGGACUCCGUGUUUUGCGAGUAAUCAAUGAGCCCACAGCUGCUGCUAUGGCCUAUGGACUCCACAAAGCUGAUGUCUUUAAUGUUCUGGUGGUGGAUUUGGGUGGAGGAACUUUGGAUGUGUCUCUGUUGAACAAGAUGGGAGGGAUGUUCAUCACACGAGCCAUGGCAGGUAACAAUAAACUUGGAGGACAGGAUUUCAACCAGAGGUUGAUGGUGUAUUUAUAUGAUCAGCUCCGUCAAACAUAUGGUUCUCUGCCRACACAAAAAGAGGAGAUUCACCGCCUCAGGCAGGCUGUGGAAGCAGUUAAAUUAAACCUGACUGUCCAGGAGGCAGCUACACUGAGGGUGCUGUUGACUCUUCCAGCAAACAACCUCACAAAAGAACUUGAAAAAAGCCACGUAAAAACAAACAGUUCACUCAAAGGCAAGGCCUCACAAAACACAGAAGACCUGAAAAAUCUUGGAGACACUUCAAAAGUGGAGRAUAAUUUUGUCGAAGUUGCGUUUGAAACAGAAAUCUCUCGGAAGCUGUUUGAGACGUUAAAUGAGGACCUUUUUGAGAAGAUUCUUGUGCCCAUUGAACAGGUUUUGCAGGAAGGCCACCUGGAUAAAGCAGAAGUGGAUGAAAUYGUGUUAGUCGGAGGCUCCACACGGAUUCCCAAAAUCCGUGAAGUUAUUCGGGACUUCUUUGGAAAGGAGCCCAACACCUCUGUAGAUCCUGACCUGGCAGUUGUGACAGGUGUAGCCAUCCAGGCAGGAAUUCUUGCUGGCUCCUGGCCUCUCCAAGUCAGUGCUAUAGAAAUUCCUAACAAGCAUUUACGGAAGACUAAUUUUAACUGAAAAGAAACCCUUCCCAUUUGCAUUCCAGCUCUCCAAAAGGAUUCAUACUUACCUGACUGGCAAAGGAACCUAUUCUUAGACAUAUUCUAUUCAAUUUUCACCUGUUCCAGUUAGGUGUUACUGGACACCUAGCUGUGCUAAAGCUUGAUGUUACUUUAAAGGUACAAAUGAGUUCUGAAGYGUGCUGUGUUUACUUGGAGAUGGGACAUUGGAUGAAAAUGCCAGUGAUGACACACCCACCUUUUCUUGCUAAAUUUUAUUAGCAAAUCUUGGAGUGGUGUGUGUUUAAAAUAUAAAGGGAGUGUGACCAAAGGUUUGAGAUGAUGCAGUACUGUGGUAUUCCGGGACCAAUGUAUUAACUUUGCAGGACUGUGAAGCAGCAUUAACGCACAGAGCACUGGCAGUGUUCACCUUACACUUAUUUAUUAGAUUGAGCCAUUUAAGCACCUUCCCAAAAGGCAUCUUGCAGCUUAAAUGAGAYUGAGGCAUUCACUUGAUUCUUCUGCUGUUCAUAACAGCAUAAUGGUAUUGCUGAGGCUCUGUGGCAAAUUGUCCCAUGUUUAGGAACCCUKAYUGAAAACAUAGUUCUUGCCAGUGCARUUACUUGGUCUCCCAAGGACUUCAUUCCUGACCUGGCUGUGGUGGUUAAACACAGGUACUGAUGUUCUACACGGAGAAUGAGGGUGUAUUGCCAAAUAUUCAUACCUGCCCCUGCCUUAUUUUAAAACUGCGGUGGUUUGAUGGAUCUUGAAGCCACACCUGCCUGUCUUCCCUUGAAUUUGACCAACACGAAUUUCAUCGUUGUGCAUUUACAAGUGUAUGACAUCUUCUCCCUGAAGUACCCUAAGCCAUACUGUCCGYGGGGAGAAAGUGUGGGACAGAAGGGAUGGCCUGGAUGAAAUGUAGUUCUUGUAGUCUUAGUAAAUGAAAAUUAACCCAAUUACUUUGUUCUUGUUAGCUCAUCUGUGGUUUACGUUUUGUCAUAUCCCCACUCUAACUGAACAGAGGUUGUAGCUGUCCUGUUAAGAAGGAAGCUGUGUGUUUAACCUGGGGUUUGAGGUGGCACUUCUUAGGACUCUCUUUUAGGCAAUAGUCACUAUCCAGAUAUCUUGAAAAUGUGUGAGAACAAAGUUACUGAUCUGAAAAAAACCCCAAACUGGUGACCCUCUCUCUUUGGAGGAAUUAAGCAAUAAUUAAUAAUUAAUUACAAAAAAUCAUGUCAUUCAGCUAAGACUGGUUUCAACAUCCAUCAGCUAAGUCUUCAUCAGGUAAGCUCUAGUAACAGGUGGUUUUAAGGAUUUUCUUGUCUUCUCCAGAAUAAUUUUGUAUUAACCUUGCUAAGAUAAAGUGUGAGGCUUAGAUUUAUUGUUUUAACCUAUGACURCAUUAAAAUAGGCUUACUACUCUUCUGGCAGUAGGCCUGAUUUAUGGCACUGCCAUAAAUCAGUUGUGCUGAUUCAGCUGUUGGCAUAGCUAUUGUCUAAAUGCAUCUUCGAAGUAAUCCAAUUAAAAACCUCUUAAAUUGAAUCAUAGUUGCACACAGCCAUUCCAUCAGCGUUGUUUAACUUGACAGAGGAUUCCCAAAGUACUGCUAACAUCUGUUAAAGUUCCCUGAGUUGAAAACCAAAGUGAUUUUUUUUAUUUGAGGAUUCUUUUUUUCCUUUGUGCCUGUUUGAAAGUGACCCCAACUAAGUCUGUAUGGRACUUGCAGUAACUCAAACUCCUGCAGUGAAAGAAGUGCCUCUUCAGUGACACCAUGGAUGAAUGCCAGCAUGCUGUACAGUCCUCAGUUGCUGUUGGGGGCCUUUGCUUUGCAGACAGAAAUGUAUUUAACAUCUGUACCAAUGUCUUUAGAGUCAUUGUGGCCUUUCCUUCUGCCUUGCGGUAUAUUCAUCUCAAAAUCCACUGGAGUUACAGUAGGACUUUGGUCUUCAUGUCUUUAAUGCACUGURUAAAACAAGCAGACCUGUAUAGAAAUAGAAACACAUCACAAUGAAGUUAAACAAUUAAAAGCUUUUGCAGUUCUGGGAUAAGUUAGGUAGGAGCUAUUAAAACUCUCAAGGCAAAUAAAUGUACUUUUUUCUUUCACAUCCUCCUUUACCCUGGAGGAGUUAAAUCUCCUUCAGUGUUAAUCUGGGAAUUGGAAGAGCAGGUUUACUUGUAAAAAAGAAAAAUUCACAAAAGGGUAUUUAUACAGAUUUCUAUACAGGUUGGACUUUUUAGUAGAGAAGUUACUGCGUACAUUGGAUAUCACAAUGCGUCCUUAUUUAUUAAAUUUUCUGAAUUAUUUAUUUUGUAUUUUUAAUAGUGUAUUUUGACACAAACAAUUGAAUUUURAAGACAAGUCCACUGUACUAAGUGGAUGUUUCUGGGUAUGCACAUGGGCUGCUUACCAGAAGUCUCUCUGUAAAAAAGUUGAUAUUUGAAGACUGAAAUCUUUCUAUAAUCCUUAUGGUUGCCUGUGGUGGUAGGUGUUUAACAAACUUCUCUAGCUAAGGCUUGUUUGGUGAGUUGAAAUUCUGAAAGCAUCAAGAGGCCUCAACAAUUGUGUGUUCCUAAAUUUUUUCCCAGUGCAGAUGAUGAAAUGCAUUUUAUAAAUAACAUUUUAGAAUAUUUUUAAUAAAAGCAAUUUCUAUCCCUUGGAUAUGUCUUCUUUCACUUUCUCAAAGAAAUUUCUUGGUCUUCCUCAAAUUCCUUUGAAGGGUACAAGAUGACGUUGUGUCAGCACUGAUAGAGUAUCUCAGUACUGUGCGAAAGUAUUGUCUUGGGAACUGUGAGAUCUGGAGAAAAAUUACAGUGUUUCAUA
Molecule: messenger RNA, 4255 nt
Organism: Malurus melanocephalus (red-backed fairy wren)
Lineage: Eukaryota; Metazoa; Chordata; Aves; Passeriformes; Maluridae
Gene: HSPA13
Product: heat shock protein family A (Hsp70) member 13
Exons: 5
Coding region: 31-1449 (472 amino acids)
Biological process (GO): vesicle-mediated transport; cellular response to unfolded protein; protein refolding
Cellular component (GO): plasma membrane; cytosol; cytoplasm
Molecular function (GO): ATP hydrolysis activity; ATP binding; ATP-dependent protein folding chaperone
Source: RefSeq, a predicted model, not a curated record